GAGAGGCCAGAGGCCCACCAACUGCACAAUACAAAGAUAGCGCUGAAUCUGAUGACUGAGGCAGAGAGACAAAAAUGUCGGCAGUGACUGCGUCUACCACGGCCACUGGACCCUCCAAGCAAAGCUGCUGCUGGAGGUCCGAAAACCCGCGGCUAAGACCCGCCAAGAAGUCCAUAGCUUUCACAAAGCUUGUCAACCACACUCCAAUUUGGUUCUCAACCAAAAGGGUGAAUCCCAUUCGAUCUCUUGACCCUCAAAAGGAUGGGAAAGAGGAUUCAAGCGCCUUCAUUUCUCAGGAGGAUUUGGCAUAUUUAUGGAAACUGGGUGCUGGAUCAGUGGUCGGUGCAGGUUUGAUCAAGUAUGGAAGCAUAGUUUUUCCAGAAAUAACAAUACCCAACAUCACAGUGGCUCUUGUUAUAAUAAUCACUCCUGUUGUUCUUGCUGUUUUGCUUUUGAUCAAUCAGAGUCGAGCAGAGGGACCAAGCUAACUACCAACCUCUACUUUCUUUCAAAUCUUGUUGGUGGAAUUGAAAGAAAUGUAUAAAUUUAUAAUGCAAUCGGAACUUCAUGCAAAAAAUUGCCCAAGUUUAUGGCUACAUUAAGGUGUUGAUUAUGUCAGUGAUGGCAUUAAUUUAUAGAGUAUGCUUUUCAUUGCAA
This is a messenger RNA of Ziziphus jujuba (common jujube), 657 nucleotides long. RefSeq lists its product as uncharacterized. Lineage: Eukaryota; Viridiplantae; Streptophyta; Magnoliopsida; Rosales; Rhamnaceae. Gene Ontology annotation, cellular component: chloroplast. Bases 75 to 488 code for a protein of 137 amino acids. The record is from RefSeq and is a predicted model, not a curated record. The transcript is spliced from 2 exons.